This is a messenger RNA of Strongylus vulgaris, 225 nucleotides long. The record is from the annotation of a GenBank genome assembly. Lineage: Eukaryota; Metazoa; Nematoda; Chromadorea; Rhabditida; Strongylidae.
AUGAACAACCUAAGCAAGAUGACGGCUACGGCCAGUGAGUCGUUCUUAGUGAAUGUCAAAGAAGAGACUCAUUGUAUUCUUGCCGAAAUCGUCAGGCUGGCCGGCUUUUUAACGCAGGACUUCACUGAUCCAGUUUCAUCCAGGUACAAGCUAUUGGUAUUGGACUUCAACUACUUCACUCGCACUACUCACUACGAGAAACUGAUCGAUGAGAAUGAGGUCUAG